Molecule: messenger RNA, 33098 nt
Organism: Coregonus sp. 'balchen'
Lineage: Eukaryota; Metazoa; Chordata; Actinopteri; Salmoniformes; Salmonidae
Source: the annotation of a GenBank genome assembly
AUGCGGAUGGUCUCCAGACAGGCCAGCUGGCAGGACGGUUGGAGGUCUCGCUCCAGGAAGCCCAGCACCAGCUCUCCUAACCUCUGAGGACAUAGGGGGACGCAAGCAACAGCAUCACUAGACCAAAGUGCUCAGUAUGCAGGUAUGACGGCACUGCCAUGCCAAUGGGGUGCUGCAACUACAGUACAGUAAGCAUCCCACACAGGCCUUUCACCAUCUCCAGAGGAGAGGAUGGGAUGGGAAAAUUGCUUAUUUUCAUGAGGUUCAACAUCAACGGGGAAUAGGUGUUUAGGAGGUUCUUCCACUAGUUCUGCAUAAGGUAUAGGUUUAAAGUUUCAGAAAGUCCUCUGUUUGGGCUUACAGCUGUGUAAAAUAGACCAAGUCAGAAUCAAAGCUACCAAGCUACCCUGUGAUCUGUGAGUAUCAACAAUAAUUUAUCUUCCUUUCUAGAGAUAUCACAGUAACACCCUAUAAAUAGCCUUUUAAUACUAGACACACGAUGCCUCUGACAAAGAACUGUCUCGUUUGACUGAUAUGAUGACGGGAAACAAUCUCGAUCAAAUCUCUGCAUGUCUAUGGGCCAUGAUAGUGACUGGCAGCGGUCUACACAAAAGCUGUCACACUGGGACGAGCUUGGACGCAUUAUUCACUGGGGUCUCAGAUGCUUCCAAUAUACAUAAAUAAAGUACACAUUCCACGUCAUCAAUAGCCAGUAUAAUUGAACGCCAUCAUUGUGAAUUUGAAUCAAUUUAAAUCAAAUUAAGAGUUUCACUCUCUUUAUGAAGCUAGACUACAGUCCAACAUGAGGCGGCAGGUAGCUUAGUGGUUAAGAGCAUUGUGCCAGUAAUCCGAAAGGUUGCUGGUUCUAAUCCCUGAGCCGACUAAGUGAAAAAUCUGUCGAUGUGCCCUCGAGCAAGGCACUUAACCCUAAUUGCUCCUGUAAGUCACUCUGGAUAAGAGCGUCUGCUAAAUGACAAAAAAUAUAUAUAUAUACAUUGCUUUGUCAUUAUGAAGGUAGACUACAGUCCAGCAUUGCUAUGUCAUCGUCAGACAGACACGCCAUAACCAAGUAAAGUUCAGGAUCAUGAGUCUGUGCACAUCAGAUGUUUUCCUGUCCUGAUAUAACACCCAGAGGGCCCUGAAUGUCCUGAGGCAGUAAGUUAAAGGCUUCAGAAACAGAAUUAUAGCUGCCUCAGUCAGGAGUCUGGGCCAUUUAGGGUUUCUCCCAAAUGGCACCCUAUUUCCUCUGUAGUGCACUAAUUUUGAUCAGGGCUCUGGUCAAAAGUAGUGCAUUAUAUAGAGAGAAUAGGGUACCAUUUGGGAUAAACCCCAAGAAAUGUAGGGCUCACAGCAUAAUGCCUUCCCUGCCCUUUGGGAGACUAAGUGAGGACGAGUCAGAUGUUAAAUGUUGAGACUGAGUGAUGGUUGCUGCUCACUCAGAUUGCCUGUGCUGUGCUCUAUACUUGGGACAAUUAUGAUAAUGAGAAUCGACAAUGCCCUCAUCAAUUAGUUUCCUAUUUAGCUUGUGUUCUGUGAAAUCUCUAGAGAUAGCAUGUGGCUACCAAAAUAAAUAGCUUCGAGGGAUAGGACACAGCAAAUGUAGGACAUCAGAUAAGAAUGACAUAAUAGCUUGUAACUAGUUGUAACCAAUUAGGCUGAUGCUAGUCAAAGAUACUGUACAAGUUACAGAUCCCUAUUUCUCCAAAACACAGUACAUGAACGCACACUUCCUGUCGGUCUAGAGUAUUUCUCCAAAACACAGUACAUGAACGCACACUUCCUGUCAGUCUAGAGUAUUUCUCCAAAACACAGUACAUGAACGCAGACUUCCUGUCGGUCAAGAGUUUUCCUCCAAAACACAGUACAUGAACGCAGACUUCCUGUCGGUCAAGAGUUUUCCUCCAAAACACAGUACAUGAACGCAGACUUCCUGUCGGUCAAGAGUUUUCCUCCAAAACACAGUACAUGAACGCACACUUCCUGUCGGUCAAGAGUUUUCCAGGUUCUCCAAACUGAAAUUAACUCACCACGGACACAAAUAGUGUCUGUGUCCCAAAUGGUACCCUAUUCCAUAUAUAGUGCACUGCUUUUGACCAGGGCAAGUAGUGCACUAUAUAGGGAAUAGGGUGCCAUUUGGGAUACAAACCAGUAUCUACUAAGCUCUUGCAUAAUGCCUUCUUUCAGAUAGGGUGCUGUGUCAACAGUGGACUAACCACAUCCCACAUUUAACUUUGCAAUGACAUUGAGAAUACUUGAACAUGCUGGAAAGCUGUUGUCGAUAUUGGCCUAUACCCCAGGAGUAGUAAGCCCUAAGUAAGUAUGUGGCAAUAACAUUUGUGGAGAGGGACUAUAAAGUUACAUACAGCUAUGGACAGCAUCUCCAAGGAUGAUCAAAUGAUAGGGACUCUCAAGGAAGUAUGGACUAUAUUUCAACACACUGCGAACAGAGUGGCCUAUGAUCUCUGCAAGGAGCGAUGGGCCUAAGUAAAUUUCAACACGUCAGUGAUAAGACUGAUAAGCCUAAUUCUGAUGGAUAUCAGACGACAUGCUGUCAAUAAUGGCAGAAGUGCAGGAGAACAUGGGGUACACCCAGGAAGAGGGCCCCUGUAGAUGUGAAGACAAUGUCUUGAUCACAUGUUGCAGAUUGUCUCUCAUGACAAUAGUGUUCUAUGUCUACUUCUACCAAGAGGCUAAUAUUCUGUCACAUGGAACCCAAAGUGUAUUUCUUGAUAUAAUGUAAUAACAAUUAUUAAACAACAAAAAUACUUACAUUAUGCCAAAUGUCUAAAUACAUAAUUAAGAAUUGAAUUUCUUAUAGAGAUAAACUUUGGGUUCAAAUAUACUAAAAAACUACCAUUACACACGUAUACCUCCUGUAACUCCCCAUCCUGAUACACAGGCAUGCAAGAAGAAAGAGAUGAAAGAUGAAAAAGAGAGUUAGGACAGAGGGGAUUUGGUGAUACUGACCUGCAUGGGUUACACCAUACUCUAUACAGUAUGGUUGAUACCAACUAUAAUCUUUGGUGUUUUGGGCUAUAUCCCACUGUGUUUCUACAUAAUCUAGAUUACAAGCAAAAAAGUAUAGCUAAAAAGCUGAUCAUUCCAAUGCCUCACUGACCAAUGACAGUACAAGGGAGAUAGGGUGCCUUUUCAGACGGAGCCUAUUCCCUAGACAGUGCACUACUUUUGACUAGGGCCCAUAGGGAUCCGGUCAAAAGAAAGUGCACUAUAUAGGGAAUAGGGUGCCAUUUCAGACGCAACCAUAGUAACAGUACAAAAUAAAAACAGUACCUCUCUCUGCUCCUCUUCAUCUGUGGUAAACAUGAAGCACUGGGUCAUCUAGGAGGAGGCAAAAAAGAAAAGAGAAAACAUUAUAAAACAUUUCACAACAAAACAGCUACCCUAAUACAUAAUUGAUUGUGAAUUAGCAUACAGUACAGUAUAUAUAGAGUGCUUAUAUUCCAGUGGUGCCUGAGAGCUUUUGAUUUAUUUUGUCCCUGCAAUGAACUGUGAUGUAAAGGUGUGAGGACGGUGACUUAUUUUUAGAUGCUGCCAAAUAAUGAGAUGAGUGAAUCAUUGUCAUCCUGCUCUCUCUCUCUCUCUCUCUCUGUCUCUCUCUCUCUCUCUCUCUCUCUCUCUCUCUCUCUCUCUCUCUCUCUCUCUUUGUCUCUCUCUCGUCUCUCUUUCUGUCUCUCUGUCUCUGUCUCUCUCUCUCUCUCUCUCUCUCUCUCUCUCUCUCUGUCUCUCUCUCUGUCUCUCUCUCUCUGUCUCUCUCUCUGUCUCUGUCUCUCUCUGUCUCUGUCUCUGUCUCUCUCUGUCUCUGUCUCUCUCUGUCUGUCACGGAUUCAGCCGAGGCUGCUCCUCCUCCCUGCUCGGGCAGGCUUCGGCGUUCGUCGUCCCCGGAGAGUACUAGCUGCCACCGAUCUAUGUUUCGGUGUUUGACUUGUUGUGUCUGAUUGUGUUACACUGUUCACCAUUAUGUUGUUUUGUGUCAUCGACAGUGUAACGGUGUUAGUUUCUCCGUUGUUGGAGACUGUUCAUUUCACUGGCGACUUUUAUUAAAGUACGAUUUCCAGUAGCUCCGUGUCCUGCGUGUGACUUCGCCUACCGCAUUUCACUGUCGCCGUUUCUGACACUGUCUCUCUCUCUGUCUCUCUCUCUCUCUGUCUGUCUCUCUCUCUCUCUCUCUCUCUCUCUCUCUCUCUCUCUCUCUCUCUCUCUCUGUCUCUCUCUCUCUCUCUCAAUUCAAUUUUUCAAUUUCAAUUCAAUUUAAGGGCUUUAUUGGCAUGGGACACGUAUGUUAACAUUGCCAAAGCAAGUGAAGUAGAUAGUAAACAAAAGUGAAAUAAACAAUAAAUAUUAACAGUAAAAAUUACACUCAGAAGUUCACAAAAUAAUAAAGACAUUUCAAAUGUCAUAUUAUGUAUAUAUACAGUGUUGUAACAAUGUGCAAAUAGUUCAAGUACAAAUGGGAAAAUAAAUAAACAUAAAUAUGGGUUAUAUUUACAAUGGUGUUUGUUCUUCACUGGUUGCCCUUUUCUUGUGGCAACAGGUCACAAAUCUUGCAGCUGUGAUGGCACACCGUGGUUUUUCACCCAGUAGAUAAGGGAGUUUAUCAAAAUAGGGUUUGUUUUCUAAUUCUUUGUGGAUCGCUGUAAUCUGAGGGAAAUAUGUGUCUCUAAUAUGUUCAUACAUUUGGCAGGAGGUUAGGAAGUGCAGCUCAGUUUCCAUCUCAUUUUGUGGGCAGUGUGCACAUAGCCUGUCUUCUCUUGAGAGCCAGGUCUGCCUACGGCGGCCUUUCUCAAUAGCAAGGUUAUGCUCACUGAGUCUGUACAUAGUCAAAGCUUUCCUUAAGUUUGGAUCAGUCACAGUGGUCAGGUAGAAUUUAACGGCUCUUUUCUAGAUUUUGAUAAUUAGCGGGUAUUGGCCUAAUUCUGCUCUUGUCUCUCUUAUCUUGUCUCUGUCUCUGUGUUUGUUUUUUGUAUCUCUCUGUAUUGUCUCUGUCUCGUGUUGGUACUAUCUCUAUGUCUUCUCUUUAUGUAUCUUAUGAUCUCUCUAUAUCUUCUUCGGUACUUCUCUCUCUCCCUCUCAUCUCUCCUCUUCUCUCUCUCUCUCUCUCUGUCUCUCCCUUCCCUCCUCUCUUCUCUGUCUCUCUGUCUCUCUGUCUCUCUGUCUCUCUCUCUCCCUCUCUCCCUCCUCUUCUCUCUCUCUCUCUCUCUCUCUCUCUCUCUGUCUCUCUGUCUCUCUGUCUCUCUGUCUCCCUCUCUCCCUCUCUCCCUCUCUCUCCCUCCCCCUCCUCUCUGUCUCCCUCUCUGUCUCUCUGUCUCUCUCUCUAUUCUCUGUCUCUGUCUCUCUCUCUGUCUCUCUCUCUCUGUCUCUCUGUCUCUCUCUCUCCGGCUCUCUCUCUCUCUCUCUCUCUUUCUCUGUCCCUGAGAAAAGGAAGAUCAAUCACUUUUUUACCAAAAAACGAGCAUAUGGAACACUUCCAGUGAACGAUUAUUACAGUAUAGCUACAGUAAGCCUGGUACCAGACCAACCCUUUGUUAUGCUACAGUAAGCCUGGUACCAGACCAACCCUUUGUUAUGCUACAGUAAGCCUGGUACCAGACCAACCCUUUGUUAUGCUACAGUAAGCCUGGUACCAUACCAACCCUUUGUUAUGCUACAGUAAGCCUGGUACCAGACCAACCCUGUGUUAUGCUACAGUAAGCCUGGUACCAGACCAACCCUUUGUUAUGCUACAGUAAGCCUGGUACCAGACCAACCCUUUGUUAUGCUACAGUAAGCCUGGUACCAGACCAACCCUUUGUUAUGCAACAGUAAGCCUGGUACCAUACCAACCCUUUGUUAUGCUACAGUAAGCCUGGUACCAUACCAACCCUUUGUUAUGCUACAAUAAGCCUGGUGCCAUACCAACCCUUUGUUAUGCUACAGUAAGCCUGGUUCCAGAUUUGUUUGUGCUAUCUUACCAACUCCUUGUCACUCAUUGUCACACCAAACAAUGGUUGCCAUGACAACAGCAUUAGGAGUUGGAAAGAGAGCACUGGGGCCCAGCUAAAGCUACAGGAUCAGAUGAGAACCAUUUAGAUGGACAGGAUUUGACGGCCUCAAAGCAUCAGGAAUCUAUUUGUGUUUCUCAAAAUACCUAAUCCUGUUACGUCAAUGGAUACAAACCCACAGAGGUCUAGGUAGGGUUGACUACUGAUGCUUGGUGGAUAGUCUCUGUGAGGUAAAUCUGUCUAAUGAAAGACAAAUCAAACAAGCAUCUCUCUAAACUAUGACUAAAUAAGUAUUGACUCAUUGGGAUGAAUUUAUAAAGCUGCAUUGUUUCUGCUUUGCCUUCAUUCCAAUUUGACUAAAUUAUGCCUGUUUCAAAGUCACAUGCCAGUAAUGGUCACAUGGCAUACAUCUAUGAAGAGAAGUGUAUUUUGUGAAGGACACUUUUUGUGUGAAGAAACAGGAUACUCGUCCACUGCUGAGAUAUGGCCCUAUCAUUGUACUGAUCAACCAUUUCCAGUCAGACAUCAUCACAUAAGGAUGUCAGAAUUGGGGCUACCGUGUUUGUUUACCUUUCCACAGACAUACAGUACCAGUCAAAAGUUGGACACACCUACUCAUUCAAGGGUUUUUCUUUAUUUUUACUAUUUUCUACAUUGUAGAAUAAUAGUGAAGACAUCAAAACUAUGAAAUAACACAUAUGGAAUCAUGUAGUAACCAAAAAAGUGUUAAACAAAUCAAAAUACAUUUUACAUUUGAGAUUCUUUAUAGUAGCCACCCUUUUCCUUGAUGACAGCUUUGCACAAUCUUGGCAUUCUCUCUACCAGCUUCAUGAGGUAGUCACCUGGAAUGGAUUUCAAUUAACAGGCGUGCCUUGUUAAAAGUUAAUUUGUGGAAUUUCUUUCCUUCUUAAGGUAGGGGUGGUAUACAGAAGAUAGCCCUAUUUGGUAAAAGACCAAGUCCAUAUUAUGGCAAGUACAGCUCAUAUAAGAAAAGAGAAUAGUCCAUCAUUACUUUAAGACAUGAAGGUCAGUCAAGCCGGAACAUUUCAAGAACUUUUAAAGUUUCUUCAAGUGCAGUCGUAAAAACCAUCAAGCGCUAUGAUGAAAUUGGCUCUCAUGAGGACCGCCACAGUGGUCCUCUGUAGCUCAGCUGGUAGAGCACGGCGCUUGUAACGCCAGAGUAGUGGGUUCGAUCCCCGGGACCACCCAUACACAAAAAUUUAUGCACGCAUGACUGUAAGUUGCUUUGGAUAAAAGCGUCUGCUAAAUGGCAUAUUAUUAUUAUUAUUAGGAAAGGAAGACCCAGAGUUACCUCUGCUGCAGAGGAUAAGUUCAUUAGAGCUACCCAAAUAAAUGCUUCACAGAGUUCAAGUAACAGACACAUCUCAACAUCAACUGUUCAGAGGAGACUGCGUGAAUCAGGCUUUCAUGGUCUAGUUGCUGCAAAGAAACCAUUACUAAAGGACACCAAUAAGAAGAAGAGACUUGCUUGGGCCAAGAAAACACGAGCAAUGGACAUUAGACCGGUGGAAAUCUUUCCUUUGGUCUGAUGAGUCCAAAUUUGAGAUUUUUGGUUCCAACCCCUGUGUCUUUGUGAGAUGCAGAGUAGGUGAACGGAUGAUCUCUGCAUGUGUGGUUCCCACCGUGAAGCAUGGAGGAGGAGGUGUGAUGGUGUGGGGGUGCUUUUCUGGUGACACUGUCAGUGAUUUAUUUAGAAUUCAAGGCACACUUAACCAGCAUGGCUACAACAGCAUUCUGCAGUGAUACACCAUCCCAUCUGGUUUGCGCUUAGUGGGACUUUUGUUUAGUUUUUCAACAAGACAAUGACCCAACACACCUCCAGGCUGUGUAAGGGCUAUUUGACCAUAAACCCUAGACCCACUCUAAUUUGCCUACCGCCCAAACAGAUCCACAGAUGAUGCAAUCUCUAUUGCACUCCACACUGCCCUUUCCCACCUGGACAAGAGGAACACCUACGUGAGAAUGCUAUUCAUUGACUACAGCUCAGCGUUCAACACCAUAGUGCCCUCAAAGCUCAUCACUAAGCUAAGGACUCGGGGACUGAACACCUCCCUCUGCAACUGGUCCUGGACUUCCUGACGGGCCGCCCCCUGGUGGUAAGGGUAGGUAACAACACAUCUGCCACGCUGAUCCUCAACACGGGGGCCUCGCAGGGGUGCGUGCUCAGUCCCCUCCUGUACUCCCUGUUCACCCAUGACUGCAUGGCCAGGCAUGACUCCAACACCAUCAUUAAGUUUGCCGACGACACAACAGUGGUAGGCCUGAUCACCGACAACGAUGAGACAGCCUAUAGGGAGGAGGUCAGAGACCUGGCCGUGUGGUGCCAGGAUAACAACCUCUCCCUCAACGUGAUCAAGACAAAGGAGAUGAUUGUGGACUACAGGAAAAAAAUGAGGACUGAGCACGCCCCCAUUCUCAUCGACGGAGCUGUAGAGGAACAGGUUGAGAGCUUAAAGUUCCUUGGUGUCCACAUCACCAACAAACUAUCAUGGUCCAAACACACCAAGACAGUCGUGAAGAGGGCAUGACAAAACCUAUUCCCCCUCAGGAGACUGAAAAGAUUUGGCAUGGGUCCUCAGAUCCUCAAAAAGUUAUACAGCUGCACCAUCAAGAGCAUCCUGACUGGUUGCAUCACUGCCUGGUUUGGCAACUGCUCGGCCUCCGACCGCAAGGCACUACAGAGGAUAGUGCGUAUAGCCCAGUACAUCACUGGGGCCAAGCUUCCUGCCAUCCAGGACCUCUAUACCAGGCGGUGUCAGAGGAAGGCCCUAAAAAGUGUCAGACUCCAGCCACCCUAGUCAUAGACUGUUCUCUCUGCUACCGCACGGCAAGCGGUACCGGAGCGCCAAGUCUAGGUCCAAAAGGCUUCUUAACAGCUUCUACCCCCAAGCCAUAAGACUCCUGAACAGCUAAUCAUGGCUACCCAGACUAUUUGCAUUGUCCCCCCACCCCCUCUUUUACGCUUCUGCUACUCUGUUUAUUAUCUAUGCAUAGUCACUCUACCCACAUGUACAUAUUACCUCAAUUACCUCUACUAACCGGUGCCCCCGCACAUUGACUAUGUACCGGUACCCCCUGUAUAUAGCCUCCCUACUGUUAUUUUAUUUUACUGCUGCUCUUUAAUUAUAUUUUUUACUUAAAACUGCAUUGUUGGUUAAGGGGUUGUAAGUAAGCAUUUCACUGUAAGGUCUACUCCUGUUGUAUUCGGCUCAUGUGGCAAAUACAAUUUGUUUUGAUUUGAGUGCUGCAUCAGAUGACCUGGCCUCCACAAUCACUCGAUCUCAACCCAAUUGAGAUGGUUUGGGAUGAGUUGGACUGCAGAGUGAAGGAAAAGCAGCCAACAAGUGCUCAGCAUAUGUGGGAACUACUUCAAGACUGUUGGAAAAGCAUUCCAGGUGAAGCUGGUUGAGAGAAUGCCAAGAGUGUGCAAAUUUGUCAUCAAGGAAAAGGGUGGCUACUUUGAAGAAUCUCAAAUAUAAAAAAUAUUUUGAUUUGUUUAACACUUUUUUGGUUACUACAUGAUUCCAUAUGUGUUCUUUCAUAGUUUUGAUGUCUUCCCUAUUAUUCUACAAUGUAGAAAAUAGUAAAAAUAAAGAAAAACCCUUGAAUGAGUAGGUGUGUCCAAACUUUUGACUGGUACUGUAUGUAGGCUUAAUAGCUACUAUAAAUAAUAAUACAGUGGAAUAAGAUGGGAAUAAUACAGGAAUAUCACACACACACACACACACACACACACACACACACACACAGUGGGGAUUGUUGACGAAAGAGGGUUACAGGGUAUGAGUUUGGUUGCCCAGGCAAUGGCCUCCACAGAGCAGACCUGAGCAGAGCAGGGUGGUAGCAUAGAGAUCCUAUUAAAUGAUACUUAUGGGUGGUAGUCUGAGGGGUAGGAAGGCUCACUGGCUCAGCCUCAGGGAUAGAUACUCAAAGUGUAUCUGCUAAUUGUUAGGCUUCCCUUGGCUUUCUCCUGCUAUGAUAUCAUACAGAGAUCAUACAAAUCAAUGCCUGUAAUGAUAACAGAUAUUGUUUGGGCAACAUCAAGAGAGAAAGCUACUGUAGUCUUCCUAUAAUGUAGUCCCAAAUAUGACAUCAUAUUAUCCAUGACAACAGCAUGAUGUGCACAAAAUGCUACAAGAAAAUGUUGACAUAUUUAUGAAUACGCCUACAAUAGAAUAGAAGAUUCGAAACAGUUGCUUAUCUAUUAUGGAUGAGCUGCUGGUGGUCAACUGACAGUUGACUGUCACACCGUAGUACCUACCCUAGGCUAUGGAAGUGCGUGUGCGUUUAUGCGUUGCUCCCCAUAGUAAACCUUGUUAUAAGUGCUCAGGACGUCUAUGACGUUGAACAAUAUUUUCAAUAUUUGUUUUUGUUGCAAUUGAUCAAAGUGUCAUGAGGUUACAUUAUCAUCCAAGAGAUGUUCAAUCUUAUUACUGUCAAAUUGCAUAGGAAUUCAACUUAGAAGAAAACAUAUUUUGAUACUGUACUUGAUAACGAUAAUGACAACAAUGUACCUUUUUAUUGUACGUCUGCAGUGCCAUCAAUGCGGCAUCUUGAUCGCCCGUUUCCAUGUUUUCUAUUAUGGCAUUUAAAUCCAUGUUUAUUAUUGUUGUGUUCCCGGUCCACCCGAAUGUUUAGCGCCUCGCCGAUGUGAAGCACACCGACAGUCAUGUACUAGGCUCUACGGUACUGAUAGCGAUAUGCACAUAUGACUCUGUGAUAGUCACUCCUCGGCUCUGAUCCUGGAACUCCAAAACCAGAGAUGAUGAGAUUAGCGGAGGAUUGCAAGUUUACCGCACAGCACCCUGGGAUUUGUAGUUCCGUUUCGGUAAACGACAUAUUACGGAGAUAUUAUUUCCACAGAAGAUUAUCUGGAUUUUCCGAAAGUCAUACAGAAAUAUGUAUUUACAGCCAAACAGUGGACCAACACACCAGGCCAGGCAGGAAUAGAUCGAAUUAUUUAUUAAAUAAUCAAUAAUGGUUUCUUGCUGUGGAUUAUUGUAUUUCAGGUAGAACCUUUGAGUUAUCAAAUCAUCACUUGCAAUUUAUAGCAGGCCAUUGUCCCUUUUCCCAUGAGGCAGAGGCUGGAGCAUUAGGACUGAAGUCUGUGAGCCACAGAGAAAACCACAGCACGUCAAACACUAUGUGGUAGACCUAAAUCCAGCAUUAGGACUAUGGAACAGUGUUAGGCUAAUGCAAACUGAUGGUCAGCACAACAGCAAGCAGCAAGGAGGACAUGGCAUUUCGCAACUCUCAAUUUUGAGCUGGAGGUGUGAAAUGCUUGCAUUAAUUGCACUUCGAGUGAGUUUCACUGGUUCGUCACUGGGCAAUGUACUGUUCAUGUCGAAAGAAGUGUGUCCCACUGUCGGUAGUUUAUUUCCCAACAGAAAAACCAAUGGAUAUAUUUCGAUCGAAAACUGGCCAGAUGAACCAACUCUGAGGUAGGCGCUUGCUACAGUUUCUCGUGUCCCGACCAUUUUAUCUGCUGCUUAUUGUAGACUUCAGCGAAUGAUGAACAAAUAAUUGUACUAAUUUGUUUGGACGUAUAGAACUAUCAGAACAACAAAAGGCCUAGUAAGCCUACAUUUAAGUGAGAGAGCGUCUGCUAAAUGACUAAAAUGUAAAUGUAAAUGUGUGUAUUAAUGAAGAUGAAGUUUAUAACAGGUAAAAAAAAAAAGGAAAGGAACGCUUACAUUUUGCUCCAUCCUUAAACCUUCAUAGCAGGUACAUUUUGAUAUGAUGAUGGAGAGUUUCCCCCUGCUACCUGGGGGUGUACAUUCUGGAUCAGACAAUUACAGGGCUCCAAAAGAAACGCCUUUCUAUUGGGGGACACAGGGACAUGGUAAAUUCUUCAAAAUCUCUCUCUCUCUCUCUCUCUCUCUCUCUCACCCACAUGCACAGAGUAAGAUCAUUCAAUUGAACCCAUGUUCUCUACAUGCUUCCCUUUCAUACAGAAGAGGAGCUGUACAUUCAACAGGCUGUGGUCCUCAUCGAAGAUGCUGUACAUGUAGGAGUAACUUGUUAUUUUCCACCAUCAACUGCAUUUAAAAUACAGUUUAUGUGCAUUACUUUGUUUAUCAACACUUUUAUAGUACAUUUGUUUACAUUCCUUUGUAGUAUCGAUCUAUCAACCACCGCAUGGACCCAAGAUCAAUACAACUUUACAGAUGGUACUACUCCAGGCUCUGUCAAUGGUAAAGGAGUUUUUUGUCAUGCAUAGUAGCUCUGUUUCUCUCUUGAUUACUGCUCCUACCAUACCUACUUUACUUUUUAUCUAUUGACAGUAAAAAUAGUUAAUGCUUUCUUUAGUAAGUAAGUAAGUAAUUAUGAAAUGGAUAGAUCCGGACACGCAAUCUGCUUGGUGAAAAGUGUGUUCCAGCCAUGUUACUUUCUACUGUAGGCUAUCUACAGCCCUACAGGACAGUACAAGACUUGUCUACUAGUCUACCUUCAUAUUAGUUAUGACCCAUAACUGUUUUCUUCUGUGUCCUCAGGGGCCUGAAUGUGGUGAUAUUUGUCAUCCUGGUCCUGGCCUUCAUUGAGAGGCCCUCCUCCCUGUCUGUGACCUCUGACCUGCGUUCUAAACACACCCUCUGGGAACCCCCAUGUGGCCUCACCGAGGGCAUCGAGAUCAUCUGCCUACUCAUAUUCACGUUCGACCUCAUCGUUAAGGUAAUAUACACUCAAAAUCUACUUCUGAUGUAGUGAACCACCAAAUAAAACUAUAACUAUACUCUAUAAUACUAUAAUACUACUAAACUAAUACUAUUAAUAUAGCAUAUUAUUUCGAUGUAAAUAUCAUCAGAUAGCUAUUGAUCAUGUGUAAUAUCAUGGUCAUGCAGCUUUUAAGUACAUCUCUCAAUCAAUUUCAUACACUCUUAGAAAAAAAACUAAAAGGGUUCUUCGGCUGUCCCCAUAACCCUUUUUGGUUCCAGGAAGAACCAUUUUUGUUCCAGGUAGAACUUUUUAGAUUCCAUGUAGAACCCUUUCCACAGAGGGUUCUACAUGAAAUCCAAAAUGGUUCUACAUGGAACCAAAAAGGGUUCUACCUGGAACCAAAAAGGGUUCUGCUGUAGGACAGCCUAAGAUCCCUUUUGGAACCCUUUUUUUCUAAGAGUGUAGAUUACGUUUUAGUCAUUUAGCAGACGCUCUUAUCCAGAGCGACUUACAGUUUUAGUGAGUGCAUACAUUUUUCAUACAGGCCCCCCGUUGGAAUCAAAUCCACAACCCUGGCGUUGCAAGUGCCAUGCUCUACCAACUGCGCUACAGGAGGCUACUAGGCACAUCAUAGGCUACAUGACAUUUUCAUAUACUGCUGUGAGGAUAGAAGCCAAUAUAUAUAUUUUUUUGGGGGUGGUGGGGGGGGGUAGUAGACAGCGUAAUAUUGCAGAUAGAUUGGUAAAUUCCAUCAAGGUAAUUGGUCUGGCAUCACUUCCAAUCCACUCCAGUAGUAGACACAACGACAUAGAGAUGAUGAGAGAGAGAGAGAGAGAGAGAGGAGAGAGAGACGAGAGAUAGAGAGAGAGAUAGAGGACACACACCACACGACACACCCACAGACACACCCACAGACAGACAGACAUACAGACAGACAGACAGACAGAAGGCGACAGACAGGCAGAACAGACUAGAAAGACAGACAGACAGGACGACGACAGCAGACAGACAGACAACAGACAGACAGCACAGACAGACAUCCAGACGACAUACAUUACAACAUACAUAAAACAUACAUAUCCUUUAAAAAAAUAUAUAUAUAUACACACACACACAUACACACCCACAUACAAACCCACAUGACAACAUAAACAGACAUACAUACAUGCAACAUAAAUGCAUACCAUACAACAUACAUACAUACAUACAUACAUACAUACCAUACAUACAUACAUACAUAAUACAUAUAUACAAUACAUAAAGACAUAACAUACUACAUACAUCAUACAUACCAUACAUACAUACCAUACAUACAUACAUACAUACAUACAUACAUACAACAUACAUAUCCUUUUAAAAAAAUAUAUAUAUAUAUUCCCCUUUAUUACCUAUUUGUUGGAAGUGAUUCCUCCUUACUCUUUUUUUGCAGAGUUACCUGAUAGGUCAUGAGGAGUUUUUGAAGUGUAAAUGGCUGGUGGCCUACAUGGUGGUCAUCUCAGUGUCUGUCAUUGACUGGACCUUAUCCUUGAGCAUGGCUUGUGAUGACGUAAGCAAAGUCAGAUGCAUACCCCUUUUUAAUCUUUCCUCUGGAACCUUGAAAUGCUUGAUCAUGUAAUCAUAUUCUAUUCUAUUCUACAGUAUAUCGAGUGUAUAUCUAGUAAGCUUGUUUCAUGAAGUAGAAAUGUCAUCUGACAUGUUUUGCAUCAUUUGUAUCGUAGACUAUGAGAAUCAGAAAACUUAUUCGGCCGUUCUACCUCCUUCAAAACUCGUCAUUGAUGAAGAAGACGUUGAAAUGCAUCAAAAGAACAAUACCAGAAAUAACAAGGUAAUGGUAUUGAAUUGAGUAAAAUGAUUAGUGAGUACAGAAAUGCAUAAGGUCCUUCAUUUCAGCUGAAUAUAGGGAUUUCUUCUUCUCUCCAGUGUGAUCUUACUAGUGGUUCUCCACCUGUGUGUCUUCACCAUGUUUGGAAUGCUGCUGUUUGAAAGGGGAGAGGUACAGUAACAUCCCCUGUAUCUGUUUAUUGAUUGGAUAGUGUGAACACUGCCAUAAUGGUUGUGGUUUUUUUUUAAGCGUGUAGGCCCUUGGGCCUUUUUUGUAAUUAUCUGCUAAUUUUAGUUGAAGGCCUGUGACCUUCAGAGGAUUUUCAGAAGAUUUAUUUGAUGAGAAUAUUUAUUUUAAUUUUAUUUCAUCUUUAUUUAACCAGAAGGUGCUAUUGAGGUCAGAAGACCUCUUUCUCAAGGGAGACCUUGCCAAGAAGGGCAGAUCAGUGAAAACACAUAGAACGUUCUAAACAUUGUGCAUAGGCUACAUAGCAAGUAGUGAUUGUUCUAAUGGGAUACCUGCUCUGAUUUGUCUUGUUCUAGAACCCAGAGAAGAACAUGGAAUGGGAGUUUUAUUUCAAAAACUUUUCUCAGUCUCUUACAUCUCUUUUGGUUCUUCUCACAACCGCUAACAACCCUGACGGUAGGCUUAUUCAAUACGAGUUCUUCAUAUGUUAGUGUACAUUUUCAAUGAUCACUGCUGUAAGUCAAAGUCGAUGAGCUUUUUCAUUUUUAAAAGUAGCAUUUGUUUCUGCUCUAAAGUGAUGACGCCAGCUUACACUUUAAACAGAGGUUUCUCCGUCUUCUUCAUCCUCUUCAGUGGAUUUGGUGAGAGUUUGUUUGACGUGUUUCUUUACAUUUGCGUUGAUUACAAUAUAAUUUAGAUAUCAUAUUUCAUAAACUGUAUGAAUUGAUUCAAUCUGUAUGUUCAAUAAAAGCUUACUUUACAUGUCAUCACUCUAAUGUAGGAACGUACUUCCUGAUGAACCUGCUGACUGCCAUCAUCUACAACCAGUUUAGAGGAUACUUAGUGGUGAGUAACUGGCUUGUUGUCGAUGGUACUUAACAAAGUUCAAAAAUAUUUAGGUAAGUGGGUAGUCCAUUUCCCACAGGUAUGUGAGUAGUGUUGAUUAUGAUAACCCUUUAUUGUGCAGAUGUCAAUCCAGACAUCCAUCCUGAGGAGGCAUUUGGGCAUCAGGGCAGCUUUUGAGCUGUUACACUGUCAGAGCCAGGAACCUACCUUUUCUGAGGAUGAUACCGUGUAAGAAAGGACCCCUUUGCGGUGUUUAUUGUAUUAAUAUACAGUACAACAGCAAAAUGGUAUAGCACUUAUUGUAUGUAUAAAAUCAUAUCUACUGUGUUCCAGUGAGUGUGUUAUGGUCCAGACAGUCCUGAAGGUGAUGAGGAGAGUUCAGAUGAAAGGUUAUUACAGAGAUGCCAUCAUGAAGGUGAGAUUGUUCCCGCCUUACCUGAAACGACAUACUGUAACACAUAGCGUUAAAAACGUCAUGUUUCAUGAAGUUAUAUAUGUAGAUGGCCACACCACUGAAUUGUGAACACUUUUGGUAUGUCAAAAGAUUCUAAAAGUGUAAUGUCCUCAGAAAGCGUCUCAGUCAUCCAGUGGAUACAUCCCCAGGGAGGCCUUCCAGAUACUUUUUGAUGAGCUGGACAAGGACAGGAUGAAAUACGUAUUUAUAUUUUAUCUCUACGACAAUGCUAAUUUCUUCAAAACGAUGCAGUUAGCAGACUGUCAGUCGAAUGCCAAGCAGACUUUCAUCAUUUGCCUUUGUGCUUGCAUUUGCAACGGAAGCAAAAAUCCGGACAGAAGCAAACUUGAAAAGUUAUUGUUAAAGGAGAUUGAACAGCAAAUUAAAGUCAUUGUUUUCCUCUGUAGCAUCCUCCAUUGCCUGAGUACUCGUCUAAGUUCCUGCGGAAGGUUCAGUUUGUCUUCAGUCAGCAUUAUGUCACUGUGGUGGGGAAUGCUGUGGCCCUGGCCAAUGUUGUCUGCAUAUGUGUGAGUUCACUAUGUCACAAGUUCACAAUGUCCCAAUAUUUUAUUAAUUCACUUAUUUGUUUGUGUUUCUGCUUGAUCCUAACAGCUCUUAGUUACAACACUAGCCUGGAAUCCUAACUGACAUGCUUUGUUUCACCAUAACAAUAUUGAUUCCAGGCUACUUAUUCACAGUAAUGUUGUUGGUAGAGAUACUUUAGUGAAUGUACUCUACUAUGCUUCGUACACCAUUUCACACUGUAAGUCAUUUUACUUCUUAAAAGGAGGGCUCGUCCGGGAUUUGAACCCGGGACCUCUCGCACCCUAAGCGAGAAUCAUACCCCUAGACCAACGAGCCUGUCAAAGGGACAACAACCAAGAGUUUAAAUUCCACUGCAUGCCACGUGUAUGAGGAAUUCCUCGCAGUUAAUGCUGUUGCGUGCUCAGUAAAACUGCUCAGAGACUGCCACCUAGUGGCUGUUCUAGACACUGCACAAACACAGACAUGUUUAUCACAUGGAGAUAGAUGGAGGACUCAUCAUGGAUAUAACUAAUUUUAGAAUGGACAUUACAAUUGAGGGCUUCCACUAUUUAAAAGUAGUCAACUGGGUGGGGAUUCCUAUGAGUUAGGAGCAAUCAGCCAAUGAAGAAGAAGACAAUUGACUACUUUAAAAUGGAGAUAGCUUCAAUGGCGCUGCCCAUGCUGUCACAGACGCUAUAAUGGCACAGAUACAAUGAUAAAUCCUCUAUCAAUCACUAUUGUUGAUCAUCAUUAGAGUAGAUUGAAAAGGCAGUAGACAUAGGCCCUGAUCCAUUUUUUGCACCUUCUCUGCAUUUGAUGUCUCUGGUCUACAAAUGAGUGUUUCUUCAGAAUUUACGGGGGUGCAUUGUAUCCCAUUUUAUUUUUAGAAAAUGUGUAAGGUCAAAGGUCAUGCACUGUAUAUGCAUGUAUUAAGUCUACUGUAUAUGCAUCUAAUUGUCAUCAAUGUUCCUCCAGAUGAUCCUGGUGAUUGACUGUGAGAAGACUCUCUCUGAACGAGACAACUACUAUUUAGAGGUAAUUGCUCAACAUUUAAGGCCAUAGUAGUUACAAGUAGACAUUAGUUACUGCACCUGCAGUGCACUGCCGACAUGACUGACUCAUGUAUAGCAGGUAAGGGUCCUGCACAGUUUAUGUCAAUAGCUCCAUGCAAUUGACAGACUUUAUAUGUAUCUCUGUCACAGGAGGUUGGUGGCACCUUAAUUGGGGAGGACGUGCUUGUGGUAAUGGCUGGAACGGAAUCAGUGGAAUGGUAUCAAGUACAUCAAACAAAUGGUUUGAUGCCAUUCCAUUCGCUCCGUUCCAGCCAUUAUUAUGAGCCGUUCUCCCCUCAGCAGCCUCCACUAAUCUCUGUUUUUUCAGACUAUCAACUGUUUCUUCAUCCUUUACUACCUGCUGGAGAUGGUGCUGAAGAUGGUUGCAUUUGGCUGGACAGGAUAUGUGUCCUAUGGGAGUAACAUCUUUGAUGGAUCUCUCACAGUUCUUUUACUGGUAGGUGCAGUUCAGUACGAUAUACUAUAUGGAAGGAGAAUGCAGGCUCCAUUUUGAAGCAUUCUAGUUGAUGUAUGUAUAUUGGCGUCUGUCACACAAUUCAAAGUCACUUGUUGACAUUACGACACCAUACAUUAUAUUCCAUACUUACUGGAUAUUGUUUUUAUAUCUCUGUUUUACCAAAGGGCCUACAGAUAUCCAUAUUUGCUACUUACAGUCUACCAUUUUCCUAUUGGUAAGAUUUUUCUCCCCACUUUGUUUGUGAUUUUUCAAUAUACUAACUCACUUAGGACAACCCUAACCCUAAAUAUAGGCAACUUAUUUUCUCAAAAGGACGGCUCAUCUGGAAUUUGAACCCAGGACCUCUAGCAUCCUUUGCAAGAAUUAUACCCCUGGACCAACAAGCCUGCCUGGGGAAACCCUCCUCAUAGUUCAAGUUUCCUUCUCUUCCACAUGCUUUAGGCAAAAUAAUUUACCCUCUAAAUACACCUCCGCUGUCGUCAACCAGGAUCUCAGCGAUCACUGCCUCAUUGCCUGCGUCCGUAAUGGGUCCGCGGUCAAACGUCCACCCCUCAUCACUGUCAAACGCUCCCUAAAACACUUCAGCGAGCAGGCCUUUCUAAUUGACCUGGCCCGGGUAUCCUGGAUGGAUAUUGACCUCAUUCCGUCAGUAGAGGAUGCCUGGAUGUUCUUCAAAAGUGCUUUCCUCUCCAUCUUAAAUAAGCAUGCCCCAUUCAAAAAAUUCCGAACUAAGAACAGAUAUAGCCCCUGGUUCACCCCAGACUUGACUGCCCUUGACCAGCACAAAAACAUCCUGUGGCGUACUGCAUUAGCAUCAAACAGCCCCCGCGAUAUGCAACUUUUCAGGGAAGUCAGGAACCAAUAUACACAAUCAGUUAGGAAAGCAAAGGCUAGCUUUUUCAAACAGAAAUGUGCAUCCUGUAGCACUAACUCCAAAAAGUUUUGGGACACUGUAAAGUCCAUGGAGAAUAAGAGCACCUCCUCCCAGCUACCCACUGUCACCACCGAUAAAUCUACAAUAAUCGAGAAUUUCAAUAAGCAUUUGGUAGAGCAUGGCGCUUGUAAUGCCAGGGUAGUGGGUUCGAUCCCUGGGACCACCCAUACGUAGAAAUGUAUGCACAUAUGACUGUAAGUCGCUUUGGAUAAAAGCAUCUGCUAAAUGGCAAAUUAUUAUUAUGGCUGGCCAUGCUUUCCACCUGGCUACCCCUACAUUUUAGUCAUUUAGCAGACACUCUUAUCCAGAGCAACUUACAGUUAGUGAGUGCAUACAUCAUUUUUUAUACUGGCCCCCCGUGGGAAACAAACCCACAACCCUGGCGUUGCAAACGCCAUGCUCUACCAACUGAGCUACAUCCCUGCCGGCCAUUCCCUCCCCUACCCUGGGCCAAUUGUGCGCCGCCCCAUGGGUCUCCUGGUCGUGGCCAGCUACGACAGAGCCUGGAUUCGAACCAGGAUCUCUAGUGGCACAGCUAGCACUGCGAUGCAGUGCCUUAGACCACUGUGCCACUCACCUACCCCUGCCACCAGCUCUGCACCCUCCGCUGCAACCUGCCCAUGUCCCACCAACUACUUCUCAGAUAGAGUUCAAUGUGUCAAAUUGGAGGGCCUGUUGUCUGGACCUCUGGCAGUCUCUAUGGGGGUGCCACAGGGUUCAAUUCUUGGGCCGACUCUAUUCUCUGUGUAUAUCAAUGAUGUCGCUCUUGCUGCUGGUGACUCUCAGAUCCACCUCUAUGCAGACGACACCAUUUUGUAUACAUCUGGCCCUUCAUUGGACACUGUGUUAACAAACCUCCAAACGAGCUUCAAUGCCAUACAACACUCCUUCCGUGGCCUCCAACUGCUCUUAAACGCUAGUAAAACUAAAUGCAUGCUCUUCAAUCGAACGCUGCUUGCACCCACCCGCCCGCCCGACUAGAAUCACUAUUCUCGACGGUUCUGACAACUACAAAUACCUAGGUGUCUGGUUAGACCGUAAACUCUCCUUCCAGACUCACACUAAGCAUCUCCAAUCCAAAGUUAAAUCUAGAAUCGGCUUCCUAUUUCGCAACAAAGCCUCCUUCACUCAUGCUGCUAAACAUGCCCUCGUAAAACUGACUAUCCUACCGAUCCUUGACUUCAGUGAUGUCAUUUACAAAAUAGCUUCCAACACUCUACUCAGCAAAUUGGAUGUAGUCUAUCACAGUGCCAUCCGUUUUGUCACCAAAGCCCCAUAUACUACCCACCAUUGUGACCUGUACGCUCUUGUUGGCUGGCCCUCACUACAUAUUCAUCGCCAAACCCACUUGCUCCAGGUCAUCUAUAAAUCACUUUUAGGCAAAUCCCCGCCUUACUUAGAUCAUUGGUCACCAUAGCAACACCCACCCGUAGUAUGCGUUCCAGCAGGUAUAUCUCACUGGUCAUCCCCAAAGCCAACACCUCCUUUGGCCGCCAUUCCUUCCAGUUUUCUGCUGCAAAUGACUGGAACGAACUGCAAAAAUCUCUGAAGCUGGAGACACUUAUCUCCCUCACUAAAUUUAAGCAUCAGUUGUCAGAGCAGCUUACCGAUCACUGCACCUGUACACAGCCCAUCUGUAAUUAGUCCCACCCAACUACCUCAUCCCCAUAUUGUUAUUUACAUUGUUAUUUAUUUUGCUCAUUUGCACCCCAGUAUCUCUAUUUGCACGUCAUCUUCUGCACAUCUAUCACUCCAAUGUUAAUACUAAAUUGUAAUUAUUUUGCACUAUGGCCUAUUUAUUGCCUUACCUCCAUAACUUACUACAUUUGCACACACUGUAUAUAGAUUUUCUAUUGUGUUAUUGACUGUACAUUUUGUUUUUGUUUAUUCCAUAUGUAACUCUGUGUUGUUGUUGUUUUUUAAUCGCACUGCUUUGCUUUAUCUUGGCCAGGUCGCAGUUGUAAAUGAGAACUUGUUCUCAACUGGCUUACCUGGUUAAAUAAAGGUGAAAUAAAAUAAAAAUAACUCUGUCACAUAUUUUCUAAAAAGGAAGGCUCAUCUGGGAUUUGAACCCAGGACCACUCACACCCUAAGCAAGAAGCAUACCCCUAGACCAACAAGCCUGCUUAGGGAAGACCACCCUAUAGUUACAAUUUUCUCCUCUCCUUCACCUCAUAACCCUGUGCGUUAACUUCCAGAAUCUGUGAUGUGGCAGGUUUUUGCUGAGCAAAAUCUUGCUAUUAGACUGCCCUCUAGUGGUAACUAACAUUUGUUUGGAAGUUUUACAUACACUGAGUGUUUUAACAUUAGGAACACCUGCUCUUUCCAUGACAUAGACUGACCAGGUGAAUCCAGCUGAAAUAUAUCAUCCCAUAUUGAUGUAACUUGUUAAAUCCACUUCAAUCAGUGUAGAUGAAGGGAAGGAGACAGGUUAAAUAAUUAUUUGUAAGCCUUGAGACAAUUGAGACAUGGAUUGUGUAUGUGUACCAUUCAAUGGGUGAAUGGGCAAGACAAGAUAUUUAAGUGCCUUUGAACGGGAUAUGGUAGUAGGUGCCAGGCGCACCAGUUUGAGUGUGUCAAGAACUGCAACGCUGCUGUUUGUUUCACGCUCAACGGUUUCCCUUCUGUAUCAAGAAUGGUCCACCACCCAAAGGACAUCCAACCAACUUGACACAACUGUGGGAGGCAUUGGAGUCAACAUGGGCCAGCAUCCCUGUGGAACGCUUUCGGCACCCUGUAGAGACCAUGCCCCGAUGAGUUGAGGCUGUUCUGAGGGCAAAAGGGGGUGCAACUCAAUAUUAGGAAGGUGUUCCUAAUGUUUUGUACACUCAGUGUACAUUGUCAGAUUUGCAAAUAAAACCAUUGUCUGUGGUUGAGGUCUUUCUUAAGUGCUGUAGGUUAUCGUUUGUAUUAUGACUGAGAACUACUAUCCAGGACUAUAGUGUUACAGCUGCAAAUAAAACCAUAUGGAAGUUUCUCAGUGGCUGACAGAUAAGAGUAUUUAUGAAUUAGGCUUGCCAGUUAUAUGACUCGUGGUUCGGCUAGUCCUCAUAAUACAAAAAUAGCCUACAUUGGUAGCCUGUGAGCCUGCUCUUUGUUAUAGAAACCUAUACAUGACAGAUUGUCACUGUUUCUGCUGAACAUGCACAGUCAACUCCGCUUACCCAAGUAUCGCAAGUAGACUAUCAUUAUCUUUAACAGUACAAUUAGCCUACAGUGAUCAGAAAAGAAGGGCUCGUCCGGGAUUUGAACCCGGGACCUCUCGCACCCAAAGCGAGAAUCAUACCCCUAGACCAACGAGCCCUAUUGAGGAGUAGGUAAACACAAGACUUCAAGUUCUGCUCCCUUUCUGCCCUGUCACUGAUGUCAAGCAUUUGUGAAAUCUGAGGCGUGUCCUUUGUGAAACUGUUACUUUACUGACCUCUAGUGGUGAUGAUGUAUACUGCAACAUCAAUACUGUAAAGUUCUGACCGGAAGGGAACACUACAUUUGUCAGAUAUACGAGGCCAUAUAUCAUAUCAUAUUUCGUAUAUAUUGCUCUGAUGUAUAGCCCAAUGAUAUAUUGUCCAAGGCAUAUUCAACACAUAUUAGCUGAAAUAUACAGUAGACCUAUAACCAUAGCACAGCAUAUUCCGUAAACACUUUACUUGACCCCUUUGUCAUAAGUCAUAAGGGCUACACUACAUAACACUGUCAUAACCAGAACAUAACAGUCAUACCACAGCUCUCUUUGACUGAACUGUAUCACAGGAACCCAGCCCAUGGAGGUCUGACGUCACUCUGGGAGAUGGUCCGUCUGGUCAACAUGCUGAGUAUAUUCCGCUUCCUCAGGAUCAUCCCCAACAUCAAGGUAACGUCUCUGAAAAAUGACUCAGUCUUUGGAGUCCAGCCCUGGCACUUUGUAACAACUGCUGAUUUCUGUCAAAAGAGCUAUAUUAAUACAUUUGAUUGAUUGAUUUCAUCAGUUCCCACUAAUUAUUUUGUCAUAUUCUAAAGCUCAUGGCUCUGGUUGCCAGCACCAUGGUUGACCUCGUGAAAAACCUCAGAGCCUUUGCCGGUAUAUUAGUGGUGAGAAACUCAAGUGGCUGUUGUUUUGUUUGGGUCGUUUUUUUGUGUGUAGUAGAGACAGGGCUGUUAAACUGGUACGAUUGUAAAGAAGUGUCGUCUUCCUCUGUUUGCAGGUGGUUUAUUAUGUAUUUGCUGUGCUUGGGGUCUGGUUGUUCAGAGGCGCUAUCAUAGCACCUGCAACUAACCUGAGGUAUGAAGAAAAUAUGAUAUCUCAGAAAUCACAGCUUUGAAUCGAGACAAUAAACUACCUAUUUCCUAUAAACUACCUAUUUCCUACCUACAUGUAUUAUCUAUUUCUUACAGCACUACCGUCGACCCCAGAAUCAUGAAAAUGACUGUAAACAAAACUCUACAAUGUGGUUCUUAUGAACAGCUUGGCUACUGGUCAAACAACUUUGACGACUUUGCAGUGAGUAUCACCUAAACUAAGUUACAUUUACAUUUACGUCAUUUAGCAGAUGCUCUUAUCCAGAGCGACUUACAAAUUGGUGCAUUCACCUUAUGAUAGCCAGUGGGACAUUUUUAGAGUAUAUUUAUACUUUUCAUUUGUGUUAUAUAUAUAUAAGUUCUGUAUUUUUGUAAUUAUUUUUCAUUACAUUUGUAUUACUUUUUCCCUUUUUAUAUUGUAUAUAUAUAUUUUUUUCUCAUCUAAAUGAACAAACAUAUGGUGUACAAAACAUUAGGAACACCUUCCUAAUAUUGAGUUGCACCCCCCUUUCCCCUCAGAACAACCUCAGUUUGUCGGGUGCCGAAAGCGUUCCACACAGAUGCUGGCCCAUGUUGACUCCAAUGCGUCCCACAGUUGUGUCAAAUCAAAUUAAAUCAAAUGUAUUUAUAAAGUCAUUUACAUCAGCAGAUGUCACAUAGUGCUUACACAGAAACCUAGCCUAAAACCCCAGAUAGCAAACAAUGCAGUUGUAGAAGCACGGUGGCCAGGAAAAACUCCCUAGAAAGGCAGGAACCUAGGGAGAAACCUAGAGAGGAACCAGGCUCUGAGGGGAGGCCAGUCCUCUUCUGGCUGUGCCGGGUGGAGAUUAUAAGAGUACAUGGCCAUUAAGGCCAGAUCGUUCUUCAAGAUGUUCAAACGUUCAUAGAUGACCAGCAGGGUCAAAUAAUAAUCACAGUGGUUGUAGAGGGUGCAACAGGUCAGCACCUCCGGAGUAAAUGUCAGUUGGCUAUUCAUAGCCGAGCAUUCAGAGGUCGAGACAGCAGGUGCUGUAGAGCGAGAGAGGGAGGAAGGGAGAGAGAGAGAGAGAGAGACUGAGGGUUGAAAACAGCAGGUCUGGGACAAGGGAGCACGUCCGGUGAACAGGUCAGGGUUCCAUAGCCGCAGGCAGAACAGUUGAAACUGGAGCAGCAGCACGACAAGGUAGCACGUCUGGUGAACAGGUCAGGGUUCCAUAGCCACAGGAAGUUGUCUGGAUGUCCUUUGGGUGGUGGACCAUUCUUAAUACACAAGGGAAACUGUUGAGCAUAAAAAAAACUCAGCAGCGUUGCAGUUCUUGACACACUCAAACCGGUUCUCCUGGCACGUACUACCAUACCCUGUUCAAAGGCACUUAAAUAUUUUGUCUUGCCCAUUCACCCUCUGAAUCCUAAUGUUCCUAAUGUUUUGUACACUCAGUCUAUAUGGUACUUUAGUACAUUUUGUCAACUUUAGUACAUUUUGUCAACCUUUUGUCAAUGCAAGGUUGUCAAAUUGGUCAAGUUUGCUUUACUGGUAUUCAGGGAAAUUAUAGUGUCUUUCUGCUUUCAUGUGUCCUAUAUUUUCAGUCUGCUCUGGUUCUCCUAUACAACAUCAUGAUGAUGAACAACUGGAAUGUCUUUCUGGAUGCAUACGCCAGAUACACCACUGAGCAAGUCAAUUUGCUAUAACAAUUACUUUGCUUAUUCUAUUGUAUUCUAUUAUAUUAUAUCACGUGAGCAUUUGAAGAAAGGGACGACUGACUGAGAGGUGAUGAUUGUAUUUGGUUUUUAUUCCGCAAUCCAGGUGGUCCAAGCUCUACUUCAUAGCCUGGUGGUUGACCUCCUCUGUCAUGUGGGUCAACCUGUUUAUAGCUCUGAUCCUGGAGGUAGGGUCAGUAUAAUGUUUGUUUAUGUGAUUAGUUUACAAUGUGAGAACACCUGCUUUUUUAUUUAGAAGUCUUGAUAUUGCCAUAUAGAUUUUUUGCUCUUGAUUUUGUUGUUGUUGAUGUUUUCAAUCAAACUUUCACAUUUCCUAUCAUCCCAAUCCAGAACUUCAUCUACAAGUGGGACAGAAACCAUGGAUGCUCAAACCGUGAUAUGGAGAGGACAGACUUGGAGACUACCAUCCAGCUGAUGUUCAGGUAGGACCAGUAACACCAAUGUUUUUAGAACAGGCUUUGGCUUUGGCUUUUAUUCUGGCUUUGUGUUUUUGGGUCUGCCCUGACCAGGCUUUAGCUUUACUUUUGGCUUGGCAUUUUUGACGUUGUAUGUGAGCUAUGCUAUUGGCUUUGCUCUGUAUUUUGGUCCUGCCAUUAGGGUUCAUUAAUUGAAUUGAUGAUUGGCCGCAGCAUGCGCUGGGCCUUUUGGCAGACCUGAGCUAUCUCAGCAGCCACUGCACUUGAUUAGAUUAUCUGUCAGCACACAGGAAGUGUACUCUUGGCAUUAUGUAAUAUGGAACUCUCUGUUCUGUUGCCAAGUUUGUCAUUUCAGAUACGAAAGGCACGGACCAAUUUUAUACAGGUAAUAUAUACUAGGCCGGGUUACUGUAAAGCACUUUGUGACAACUGCUGUCUGCUGAUGUAAAAAGGGCUUUAUAAAUACAUUUGAUUGAUUGAUUCAUAUACCAUACCCUAUAAGGUUUGCCUUUGUGUUUUGACUCCUGGUUUUUCAGACAACAGAUAGCAGAGCCUACUGAAGAGGAAGUUGUCACAAAACUGCAUGCCCACCAACACCUCCAGCACCUAACUAUGUCCAUGUCACUGGAUAAAAUAUAGAUAUUGUGUGUAAUGGAAGCGGGGUUCCCAGUUAUUGCUUUAUUCGUGGUUCUAUAAAUGAACUUUUUCAUUGUUUCCUGAUGGGAUCAAGAGACUGUUUUACAACUCGACUGCUUCUUUCACUGAGUCUGAUAGACAAUAUUGUCCGAUAUAACGUCACCUGUUGAGGGCUUUAAGUUAUACAUUCUGCAUAAAGGGUAUAUAAUAAACUCCUAAGACAACGAUUUUCUUUGUGCAGUUCGAGGAGUUCAAAGGACAAGACAGGUAUCAUCUGAAUGUUUUUCACCUGACAAGACGGAAGAUGAAAAUAGCUGAUGACAAAAUGUGUGGGGGUGGUUAGGUUAGCUGCUGCCGGGGCUUUGGAAACAGGCUUUGGAAACUGUAUGACUUUAUCGCUCUACUCUACUCUCUCUGUGUACAUACAUACCGACUUGUGUCUCAACUUUCAAUUGUUUUUGGCUAGGUCUACCUUUCCUUUGUGCAGCUCUUUGUCUAGAAAUACAGUGAACCUACACAGGCACUAAAACAGCUUGUUUCUCCCACUUACUUGACAUUGUAAAAAAAAAGAAAAGUAAGGAAUUUGCUAAUCAACCACAAAGACGUUCUAAAAUAUCGUCUCCCCCAGAAUUCUUGCUGCCAUACGGUACUGUACUGGGAAGGGCAGGUUCUCUUUCUGGUGAGGUAGGUUCACUUUCACUAUGACUCUACUUACUUACUAAUAAUAAUAUGCCAUUUGGCAGACGCUUUUAUCCGAAGCGACUUACAGUCAUGUGUGCAUACACUUUUACGUAUGGGUGGUCCCGGGGAUCGAACCCACUACCUUGGCGUUACAAGCGCCAUGCUCUACCAAUUGAGCUACAGAGGACCACUGUACUAGCUGGAGUGGAACUCUACACUUGUUCUCUGUUUUAUGUAUACAAUGUAUUCAUACGUAGGUAGUUACAGUGUAUUCGUUACUGGUAAGGUAUGUUCACGCUCACUAUCUACUUGCUGUAGCAGGUGAGGAACUCUACACUCCCUGUUCCAAUAAUGUAUUCACAGAUAGAAAUCUAGUCUCUCGUGACAGACAGACUGUUACAUGUAACGUCGGUUCGCAACAAGCUCCUGAGGUGAAGUUGGGCCCUUGUUCCCAAAACUAAAUUGAGUAGUUGACCAGAGCACACACAGGAUUUGGUUCUUGGUGCUGAUAUUAGUAACAAUCUGACACUGUGCUCCACCUCUCACAGAUAUGAGAGGUCUAACAGCGUAUGACGCUGUCUGGUCUGAGUGACUCUGUGUUGAGUUGACCAUUGUACUUGGGUAGAGAAGCCGUCACUAUAGGCUACUGCCUCUCUGGCACUUAGAUCAGUGAGAUAAAGAUCAGGCAGGUGGUAUUUUACCUGGAGGUCCCCUCUCUAGCUGUGCUGCCCUGUAGCCCUUCUGAUUGUCACCUGUCCUGCCCUGUAGCCCUGCUGAGUGUCACCUGUCCUGCACUGUACCCUUUCUGAGUGUCACCUGUUCUGCCCUGUCUCUGACCCCAGUUCCAAAGCACCUGUCUGGAAUCCCUCUGGCCUGGUCUGGCCUCUCCAUACCUUUAGGUGCCCUCUCUACCUGUUCUACUCUCCACUCAGCCCUGCAGCCAGUCAGUCAGUCAGUUAGUCACCUGCCCUGACUCUGACCCCAGUUCCACAGGAGUUGUGUAUAGUCCCCCUAGCCUGGCCUGGUCUGACCCUGUCCCUCACAGCACAGUCCUGCUAAGGCUUUUAUACCUGUAGGUCCCCUGUCUACCUGUCCUGUCCUGUCCUGUCCUGCUCUGCCUCUGCCCUGCCUCUGACCCCAGUUCCAUACCUGUAGGUCCCCUGUCUACCUGUCCUGUCCUGCUCUGCCUCUACCCUGCCUCUGACCCCAGUUCCAUACCUGUAGGUCCCCUGUCUACCUGUCCUGUCCUGCUCUGCCUCUACCCUGCCUCUGACCCCAGUUCCAUACCUGUAGGUCCCCUGUCUACCUGUCCUGUCCUGCUCUGCCUCUACCCUGCCUCUGACCCCAGUUCCAUACCUGUAGGUCCCCUGUCUACCUGUCCUGUCCUGUCCUGUCCUGCUCUGCCUCUGCCCUGCCUCUGACCCCAGUUCCAUACCUGUAGGUCCCCUGUCUAACUGUCCUGUCCUGGUCUGCCUCUACCCUGCUCUGCCUCUGACCCCAGUUCCAUACCUGUAGGUCCCCUGUCUACCUGUCCUGUCCUGGUCUGCCUCUACCCUGCUCUGCCUCUGACCCCAGUUCCAUACCUGUAGGUCCCCUGUCUACCUGUCCUGUCCUGGUCUGCCUCUACCCUGCUCUGCCUCUGACCCCAGUUCCAGCUCCACAGCAGCUGCCUGGAGUGAGUCUCCCUAGCCAUGGCCCAGCCUAGAACACACUACUCCCCAAUAACACAUCACCACACAUCACCACACAUCACAUCACAACACAUCACAACACAUCACAAUACAUCGCCACACAUCACAACACAUCACAUCACAUUACAUCACAACACAGCAGCACAGACAAUGCCUCAUCACUUCCUCCCUGAUAGGAAUACUAUGUGUCCAGAUCAGAGCAUGUGAGCGGUUGGAAAUCCACAUCAUUUCAAACCACUCUGCUAAAAACAGUUCUAUGGCUCACAGGAAAAAAACUGCCACUCAGAAUUCACUCAAUUCAUUAAAAUCACAAUUUAACCAACAUCCAUCUAUUUUUGUGACUACCUGGACCUACCAUUUGGUUUUUAAGUAUUGAAACCAAACCAUAUGGAUUUGAAUGAAAAGUAUUUGAAUAAACAUGAAAAGGUGAAUAUAAGAAGGUUAAUCAUUUCAGAUACGCUACAUGUCUUAUUAAACAGCUAAUAAACACUCUAAAUAGGUCAGGAGCCAGACAGGGAGCCUAAGAAUAAUGAAUUAUUUAGGCUAUAUUAUUUCAAUUAUUUCAAGGCUUUAGCCUCCAAAGAAAUACAUUGUGAAGCAUUUGAGAGUGAGACACUAGGCUGGUAGGGACAUAAAGGGCUCAGGAUUUAAACAUAAUUUCCUUGAAUUAAAUCGUUAUAGUCUAUACAUUCUGCAUAUAGGCUAUGACUUACUUACAAUUAAAUACAAAUUAAACAAAAAAUACCUUAUUAGGCUCAGUCUACAGUGCCUUAGAAACACAAGUUUGGCCAGAGUCUGUGGCUUCAGGUUCAUGCGAUGGCGCCAGGAGAGCAGGCCAGCAGCAGAGACUAUCUUCUCCACGCUUGCAGAGACACUGGGGAUCAGGGACGGCUUGUUCAAUAGGGCGAUAUGGGCGACGCACUGCCAAACGGGAAAAGGAAGGGAUUUUUUUUCUAAUCAAUUAUAUCACGGCAACAGCAGUUAUCAGUGUUCACGUCUGAUCUGCCAGCCACUAAAUGUCAAAUCAGGCUAAAGUCGUGCUUCAAAUGGCCCCGCCCGUUUUUGGGGCGAUUUCAGUCAAGUUGAAAAUCGCCCAGAAGUCUCUCAUAGCCUGUCAUGUAAAAUCUAUUUUUUUCACAUUUCAAAGCUUUCAAUACAUUCUCUAUGGGUGUCUGUGGGCUUGCACUUACGCGCUUUCGUCAUACGUGACGUAACGUUGAACGUAACUAAGACAAUGGCGGCUAGCUGCGUCUCUGUUGCGACCUGCAGUGCGGCGUUAUUUUAUGUUUUUAAUUUGUAGACUUAGUUUACAAACAUUCUGCCAACCAUGGAUUUCCAGUGGUUGGUUUUGGACUGAUCUUGUUGAUCGUGUACAUACCCGCUACGAACGGACUAAAUAAUGAAAACGCUGCUGGCAGCUGAAUCCCAAUACAGCUGGGAGACUUGGCUGGAUGACAGAGUCCCGGACAGAAAAGUGGAGCCGGCCACCUUCACCCUGGUCAGAGCGGACCGCGAUCCUGGUAAGAGAGCGACUCUGUACCCCGACAUUGAACUGCUUUCUGUGUCAUUGCGACCUUACUAUCAAUUCAAUUCAAUUUAAGGGCUUUAUUGGCAUGGGAAACGUGUGUUAACAUUGCCAAAGCAAGGGAAGUAGAUAGUAAACAAAAGUGAAAUAAACAAUAAAUAUUAACAGUAAACAUUACACUCAGAAGUUUCAAAAGAAUAAAGACAUUUCAAAUGUCAUAUUAUGUAUAUAUACAGUGUUGUUACAAUGUGCAAAUAGUUCAAGUACAAAUGGGAAAAUAAAUAAACAUAAAUAUGGGUUGUAUUUACAAUGGUGUUUGUUCUUCACUGGUUGCCCUUUUCUUGUGGCAACAGGUCACAAAUCUUGCAGCUGUGAUGGCACACUGUGGUUUUUCACCCAGUAGAUAAGGGAGUUUAUCAAAAUUGGGUUUGUUUUCGAAUUCUUUGUGGAUCGCUGUAAUCUGAGGGAAAUAUGUGUCUCUAAUAUGGUCAUACAUUUGGCAGGAGGUUAGGAAGUGCAGCUCAGUUUCCACCUAAUUUUGUGGGCAGUGUGCACAUAGCCUGUCUUCUCUUGAGAGCCAGGUCUGCCUACGGCGGCCUUUCUCAAUAGCAAGGCUAUGGUCACUGAGUCUGUACAUAGUCAAAGCUUUCCUUAAGUUUGGGUCAGUCACAGUGGUCAGGUAUUCUGCCACUGUGUACUCUCUGUUUAGGGCCAAAUAGCAUUCUAGUUUGCUCUGUUUUUUUGUUUGUUCUUUCCAAUGUGUCAAGUAAUUCUCUUUUGUUUUCUCAUGAUUUGGUUGGGUCUAAUUGUGUUGUUGUUGUUGUUGUUGUUGUUGUUGUCCUGGGGCUGUGUGGGGUCUGUUUGUGUUUGUGAACAGAGGCCCAGGACAAGCUUACUUAGGGGACUCUUCUCCAAGUUCAUCUCUCUGUAGGUGAUGGGUUUGUUAUGGAAGGUUUGGGAAUCGCUUCCUUUUAAGUGGUUACUAUCUGCCCCGUGAGUUCCCCCAAUUGUUUGUUACCGUUGUGUACUGUUGAUAAUCACAAGUUUACUGGAGAACUGAGACCAAGUAGAGACUUUGGACAGGGUGGAUAUGGUAUAAUAAAGGCAGUUUAUUCAGAGGUAAAGAUAUCUGGAAUCGCGUGCACGGACUCGUGCACGUGUGUAGGUCACCUAAAUCAUCAGAAAAAUUGCCCCUCCUGAGAAUUUUUUCAGGAGCCGCCACUGCUGGGGAUGCUAAACACCCUUCGGGCCACUCUUGCCAGGCUGGGCAGAGAUGCAGAGUUGUUGUUUUUUAUUUUUCUAUAGGUAGGCCUUCAAGGUUGUUAGGCAAAAUAACCCAAUCAAAACGGAAAGCUCCUUGAACUUGGGAAUAUGCCAGGCCUAUUGAUCCAAAAUCAAUUAUGGCCUAUUGUAUAGAUAAUAGAACGAAAAUGAACAAAACUUUUAAGAGAUCUGAUUUUUAGUUUAGAUAUACUUUGCUAAAAUGACACUUAGUUAGCUACCCAACUCGUUCCUUUCUUUUAACAUAUGCAUGUAGUAAGUACACCGCAACCAAAAGGUUGCUGGAUCGAAUCCCUGAGCUGACAAGUUAAAAUUCUGUCGUUCUGCCGCUGAGCAAGGCAGUUUACCCGCUGUUCCCCGGGCGCUGAAGACGUGGAUUUCGAUUAAGGCAGCCCUCCGCACCUCUCUGAUUCAGAGGGGAUGGGUUAAAUGCGGAAAAUACAUUUCAGUUGAAUGCAUUCAGUCUUACAACUGACUAGGGAUCCCCCUUUCCAUCAUGCUUUCGGGAUACGUGUCUUUUCAGAUUACACAAUGACUCUUUAGUUGUGGACACUACAUCACUGAACUCCCUCUCUUGCUCUUGGUCCUCAUCUUUGUAAGUCACCUUGAUUUAGCACCUGUGUGUUUGAUCAGUUUCUUUAUGAAAAUCUAUAGCGAACUUCAUGACAGUAGCUAAAGCAAGGGGCUAUAGCAGCACACAAGUAGACUAUAAGUGCAUGCUGGGGAGGGCAUGCCCUGAGCUCGAGUGAGAGCUACUGGAGCGAAAUCUCCCUUUGGGAAUCUCACUCUGUGCUGCAGUCAAAUUGGGCACCUGCUGCUCCUCGCUCCAGCGCCGCUCCGGUCACGUACCCUGUUCCAGAUAGAGCAGCUGCCGCUGGGUCACGUCACAGCACUUUAGGAAUCUUUGUUGUGGCACUAACUGAGACUUUCAUAUUUCACUAUUGUUAUCAUUAUAUUUUUCCUGCCUUCCAUUCUGCACAUUAGAAGAGAGACAUUAAUACGUAUUGUAAGCACUAUGGUGAUUUUAGUUCCCUCCUACAGUAUGAAUGGAUGGGAAUCAAGCAUCUUAUAAAAUACAGACACAUGGCAUUUCUAAAGCUGCCCACUAAAAGUUCCCUUCCAACCCUCCUGACUUCAACUACACUCAACAAAAAUAUAAACGCAACAUGUAAAGUGUUGGUCCCAUGUUUCAUGAGUUGAAAUAAACAAUCCCAGAAAUGUUCCAUAUGCACAAAAAGCUUAUUUCUCUCAAAUGUUGUGCACAAAUUCGUUUACAUCCCUGUUAGUGAGUAUUUCUCCUUUGCCAAGAUAAUCCAUCCACCUGACAGGUGUGGCAUAUCAAAAAGCUGAUUUAAACAGCAUGCUUAUUAUAACAGGUGCACCUUGUGCUGGGGACAAUAAAAGGACACUUUAAAAUGUGCAGUUCUAUUUCAGUAAUAAAGCCCUUUUGUGGGAAAAAAUUCAUUCUGAUUGGCUGGGCCUGGCUCCCCAGUGGGCGGGCCUGGCUGCCAAGUAAUUGGGCCUAUGCCCUCCAAGGCCCACCAAUGGCUGCACCCCUGCCCAGUAAUGUGAAAUUAAUAGAUUAGGGCCUAAUUUAUUUAUUUCAAUUGACUGAUUUCCUUAUAUGAACUGUAACUCAGUAAAAUCUUAAAAAUUGUUGCAUGUUGCAUUUAUAUUUUUGCUCAGUAUAAAUGUUGUCAAGUAACUAAUGAUACCUGUCCAUCCACAUCACCAUAUAUGGUCCUGACUUUAUAUUCAGUCAUUGUACAGUCACACAUUACCUGCUCUUUUAAUUUCUCUUCCUAGUUAAUAUCUAGUUAAUUAUAUACAUCUAUGGUAAUAACAGGCCCUGGCUGAAUCAGUUCUCUCUAACCUGGGAAUACCAGACUGUGAUGUUGAGACAAUUAGGGAGGCGGUGUAG